GUAAUCGAAUCACAACUCGCGAGCAGAGGUCGAGGCGAGAGAGAAGGAGAAAGAGAAGAACGAUGGCAGCAGCUGCCGCUGCUACGCUGCAUCCCAACACUGCCCUGACGCAGAAUUCGCUCUCGUUUCGGAGCCAGAGCCGGCACUCCUUUCUUGGUGGCCUGCCGAAGAAUCUGUUCUUGGAUCGGAAACCAAGUCGGAGCGGAAGAAAGGGUGCGGCCGGCUUGGUGGUCGCUGCGGCGGGGGAAAACGACGGUGGCUCCGGGAGGUUCUAUCUCAACUUCACCGGCUUUCCCUUCCCGCUCGGUCCCUUCCUCAACCGGCGCACCAUAAGGACUGAGGCUGUCAAAGACUGUAUAUGGCUUUUUGAACAAGAGCAAGCACUGGGUUUCAGUAGUGUCUCAACAAACAUUAGGAUGACUGUCAUCAAAUUGAAGUCUGGAGGACUAUGGGUUCAUGCACCUAUUGCGCCAACUAAGGAAUGCAUUGAGCUCCUAAAAGAGUUGAAUGCUCCUGUGGAAUACAUUAUACUCCCAACUUUUGCUUAUGAACAUAAAAUCUUUGUGGGUCCAUUUUCAAGGAAGUUCCCACGUGCACAAGUGUGGGUGGCUCCUAGGCAAUGGAGUUGGCCAAUUAAUUUGCCACUUGAAUUUUUUGGAAUUUUCCGUGCCAAAGCUUUGAGAGAUGAGGAUACUUCUACUCCAUGGGCUGAUGAGAUCGAACAAAAGACUCUUAGCUCACCUGAAGUAGGUAUUGGUCCCUACGUAGAGGUGGCAUUUUAUCAUAGACGUUCACGAACUUUGCUAGUGACAGAUGCUGUCAUUUAUGUCCCAAGGCAGCCACCAGCAUGUAUUAGCAAAGACUCUUUGUUAGCAUCUGCUAAAAAUGGUUUGGCAGUCAAGAUCCUCAGCAAAGGAAAAGAAGUUCCUGAUGAACCCGUUGUUGAUAACAAGUUAAACCGCCAAAAAGGUUGGGAACGGAUGGUGCUGCAAAUUUUGUUUUUAGGCCCUUCAAAUUUGUUGGAACCCACCGCCAGCUUUGCUCAGAUGUCGCAGAAGUUGAUUGUUUCACCUAUUGUUAAGACUUUGGUAUUCAGCAAAGUACCAGAAAAGGUAAGAGACUGGGUUGAUCGGAUUGCUAAAGACUGGCCAUUCAGACGGAUAAUUCCUGCCCAUUUUGCUGCUCCAAUAAAUGCCAGUAGGUCAGAUUUUUUGGCAGCCUUUGGUUUUCUAGAUGAGCUCCUGGGCGAUCGCUUCACCACGAGGCCUUCACUGUCUCUUCUCUUUGCAUCGGUUAUGGGAAAGGCAGCUAGUUACUUUCCACCGGAUGAUAUGAAGACCUUGUCAUCCCUUGAUCAGUUCUUGGUCUCAGUUGGUGUUGUGAAGAAGACUGUUUCUGGAAGAAAACAGUAAUAGUAGGAAAAACUUGUACAUUCCCAUCUGGCCCCUCAACCCUUCAGUAUAGCCAACUGUUUCUUUAGAGUACCAGAUCAUACAAUUACCUUAGCACAUAUGAAAAGAAGAAAAAAAAAAAAAUGAAGGCUGCUUAAAUAAAGUUCUAUCGUCAGCGGAAAUUCUACUAUUGUAACGUCCACUGUUUUUUUUCCUGAAUAUAAUGAUAUUUAAAUUAAAGAA
Messenger RNA from Musa acuminata AAA Group (dessert banana), 1634 nucleotides. RefSeq lists its product as uncharacterized. The record is from RefSeq and is a predicted model, not a curated record. NCBI's taxonomy places the organism in Eukaryota, Viridiplantae, Streptophyta, Magnoliopsida, Zingiberales, Musaceae. The transcript has 6 exons. The coding region runs from base 63 to 1412 and encodes 449 amino acids.